Molecule: messenger RNA, 291 nt
Organism: Neurospora tetrasperma FGSC 2508
Lineage: Eukaryota; Fungi; Ascomycota; Sordariomycetes; Sordariales; Sordariaceae
Exons: 1
Coding region: 1-291 (96 amino acids)
Source: RefSeq, a predicted model, not a curated record
AUGCCUCGGAUCGAUACGACACACGACAUGGCCAAUGCCAGCGAUACACACCCGAACAAUCUGAUCUAUAUGAAGCGCCCAUCAUACCUCCCCAAGUCUGCCCUCAUCUUCCCCAUCCUCCUCAACCUCCUUUCCAGAUCCUGUUGUUGUCCCUGUUGCUGUUGCUCUGAUACCGGUAAUGCUGCCGGUCCAGGCACGUACUCCCUCCCUUGUCCUUGCAACAUCAUCAAUGUCGUCGUCGUCGUCUGUCCUGAUACCGAGAUCCGUCUCUGCUGCUGCCCCCUGUCAUAG